Messenger RNA from Polistes canadensis, 2119 nucleotides. RefSeq names its product protein disulfide-isomerase A6 (gene CaBP1). Gene Ontology annotation, cellular component: endoplasmic reticulum lumen. The transcript is spliced from 7 exons. The record is from RefSeq and is a predicted model, not a curated record. Gene Ontology annotation, molecular function: protein disulfide isomerase activity; protein-disulfide reductase activity. NCBI's taxonomy places the organism in Eukaryota, Metazoa, Arthropoda, Insecta, Hymenoptera, Vespidae. The coding region runs from base 148 to 1455 and encodes 435 amino acids. Gene Ontology annotation, biological process: response to endoplasmic reticulum stress.
UCUAACCACUGAUAGAAAGAACAAUCUUGCUUUAUAUGGAUAAAGGACACGUUACGAUACGAGUGUAUAUUUAAUGAUUGAUAUUGAAGAAUUGUUUUCUUUUACAAAAGAAUUUUGUCAAUAAAUUUUAUUGAAUUACUAAGAAAAAUGCAGAUUCUUUUAGGUUUAUUAGUGUUAGUUACUGGUGCACAUUGUUUAUAUUCAUCUAAUUCAGAUGUCAUCGAUCUGACACCAAAUAAUUUUGAUAGUUCAGUAAUUGACAGCGAACAUAUCUGGAUUGUAGAAUUUUAUGCACCAUGGUGUGGACACUGUCAACAAUUUGUAUCUGAAUAUGACAAGGCAGCAACAGCAUUGAAGGGCAUCGCCAAACUUGGAGCAGUGAAUGCAGAUGAACAUCAAUCUCUUGGGUCUAGAUUUAGCGUGCGUGGUUUUCCAACGAUUAAAAUUUUUGGUAAGGAUAAAAAUAAACCAGAAGAUUUCAAUGGUCCUCGUACAGCAGCUGGUCUGAUUGAGGCUGCUACAAAUGCCAUUGCUCAGAAAGCAUAUGCUAAAAUAGGUGGCAAAAAGAGUGGCGGUAGCAGUGGUGGUAGUGGUCAUAAACAAGCUAAAGAUUCUAAGGAUGUGGUGGAAUUGACUGAUGAAAAUUUCGACAAAUUAAUAUUGAAUUCAGAAGAUAUGUGGUUAGUUGAAUUCUAUGCCCCGUGGUGUGGACACUGCAAAAAUUUGGCACCUAUCUGGGCUUCUGCGGCUACGGAACUUAAAGGCAAAGUAAAAUUAGGAGCUCUUGAUGCAACUGUACAUACUGUUAAGGCUAGUCAAUAUAAAAUAGUGGGAUAUCCGACUAUUAAAUAUUUCCCAUUGGGCAAGAAAGGUGCUGACUCUGUACAAGAAUAUGAUGGUGGUCGUACAAGUACCGACAUUGUUAACUGGGCUUUGGAUAAACUGGCUGAGAAUAUUCCAGCACCCGAAGUUGUUCAAAUAGUCGAUGAAAAGAGUUUAAGGAGUGCAUGCCAAGAUAAACCUCUUUGUGUAGUUUCAGUAUUACCACAUAUAUUAGAUUGUCAAUCCGAAUGUAGAAAUCAGUACCUAAAAGUUUUACACGAUCUUGGAAAAAAUUAUAAAAAGAAAAUGUGGGGAUGGGUUUGGUCAGAAGCAGGAGCUCAACCAAACAUUGAAGAAGCAUUGGAAAUUGGAGGAUUUGGUUAUCCCGCUUUGGCGGCAGUAAAUAUUAAAAAAAUGAAGUAUUCCUUAUUGAAAGGAAGUUUCUCAUACGAUGGAAUAAAUGAAUUUUUGAGAGAUUUAAGUUACGGACGUGGUGGAACCGCUCCUUUGAAAGGAGCUCAAUUACCUUCUAUAAUUGAAAUUACACCAUGGGACGGUAAAGAUGCCGAACCUCCACAAGAAGAAGAUAUCGAUCUUACCGAUUUUAUUUUAGAUGAGAAAGACGAAUUGUAAUCAUCGAGAUAUCAAUGAAAUCUUUUUUUUGUACGGUGCUGUACUCGAUUUGUCAGCUGCGAUGCGUUUCAAUAUUGUCAUCAAUAUAUCAUUGAAAGUCGGUCUCCAAGUGGCUGGUCUCAUUUUAAAUAUACGUAUAUUAAGUUUCUCGAAAUAUCAAUGCUUGAAUUAUGGAAAAAUAUAGUGUUGCUCGUUGCCGACUAGCUGGAUAAAAAAAUUCAUUUGGAAGAUAUUUUAUACAAAAGUAUAGUCGAAAGUAUGUUUGUGUUGCACAAAUUAUAUUUUUCCACAGUACCAAGCAUUCCUUCCAAGAAAGCCAAUUUACAUAAGUUUAUGUAAACUUCCUAAACAGAAAAAACAAGAAAGAAAGAAACGAUGCAUUUACAUACAAAACAUGUAAUCCUUGUAACAUAAUCCCUAUUGUUUUAAUAUUCUUUUAUAUCUAAUUCUAAUUUAAAUUUUUUAUGUCUGUAUUUCUUUACUACAUAUCUAUUGUUAAUAAGGAAACCAAUAAUUUACUAUAUACAUAUCACAAAUAAAGUGUUUGUAUAUUUAUAAAAAAAAAAAAAAAAAAACAAGAAAAUAAGAAGAAAAGAAAUAUGUCAUACAUUAUGUUCAUGCCUUUGAGAUUUUUCUGCAAAAGUGUAAUGUCAAUUAUCAUGUU